Molecule: messenger RNA, 1249 nt
Organism: Impatiens glandulifera
Lineage: Eukaryota; Viridiplantae; Streptophyta; Magnoliopsida; Ericales; Balsaminaceae
Product: 2-alkenal reductase (NADP(+)-dependent)-like
Exons: 4
Coding region: 96-1154 (352 amino acids)
Molecular function (GO): 2-alkenal reductase [NAD(P)H] activity
Source: RefSeq, a predicted model, not a curated record
AAUAAUAUCUAACUUACUGUUAUAGUCUUCACACAUUCUUCUCAGUUUUCCUGUCCUGCAGAUUGGGGAAGGGAUAGAUAGAGAGAGUAGAAGAGAUGGCAGCGGAGGCUGUGGAGGAGGAAGAGGUGAUAAACAAACAGAUAAUUUUGAAGCAUUAUGUCACUGGUUUUCCCAAUGAGUCCGAUUUACAGCUGAAAACUACCGCCAUUCGUCUCAAGAUCCCGGCAGAUACUCCCAACGCAAUUCUGGUGAAGAAUCUCUAUCUCUCCUGCGAUCCCUACAUGCGGAGCCGCAUGUCCAAUCUCAAAGGAAGCUACGUCGAAUCCUUCAUCGUUGGCUCUCCUAUAACAGGAUAUGGCGUGUCUAAAGUUGUAGAUUCAACGCAUCCAGACUUCAACAAAGGCGAUUUCAUUUGGGGAUUCACUGUUGGAUGGGAAGAGUAUAGUCUCAUAACGGAUACACAAUCCUUUUUUAAGAUUCAACACACAGAAAUCCCGCUUUCCUAUUAUACAGGAAUUCUUGGUAUGCCUGGUAUGACUGCUUAUGUUGGUUUUUAUGAGAUAUGUUCUCCUAAGAAAGGAGAAAAAGUGUUCAUAUCAGCUGCAGCUGGUGCUGUUGGUCAGCUUGUAGGUCAAUUUGCAAAGUUACUUGGCUGCUAUGUUGUUGGAAGUGCUGGGAGUAGUGAAAAGGUGGAUCUUUUGAAGAACAAGUUCGGGUUUGAUGAAGCUUUUAACUACAAAGAAGAGGAAGAAGACCUUAAUGCAGCUCUGAAAAGGUAUUUCCCAGAUGGGAUUGAUAUUUACUUUGAGAAUGUUGGGGGAAAGAUGCUUGAAGCAGUCCUCUUGAACAUGAGAUUACAUGGGCGAAUUGCGGUGUGUGGAAUGAUAUCGGAGUACAACCUUGAGAAGCCACCGGGUGUUCAGAACUUGUUCAAUCUCAUCUCGAAACGAAUUCGUAUGGAAGGAUUCUUAGUGUUUGAUUACUUUCAUCUCUACUCUAAGUUCUUGGAAAUGAUUCUGCCUCAUAUCAAAGAAGGAAAAGUUGAUUAUGUGGAAGACUUAGCACAAGGUCUGGAGAAUGGUCCAGCGGCUUUGAUAGGACUUUUUUCUGGCCUUAAUGUAGGAAAACAACUGGUUGUGGUUUCCCAUGAAUGAAAAAGGACACAAUUGUUUCCAAUUAUAUGGUGUUUUUUGUUUUUGUAAUUGUGUAAAGUGUUCUGAUUUUAAAAUAUUAUUUUAAUUUCAAAGUA